AUGGCGCGGCGGCAGCGAGCAGGGCAUGGGUCUGCCGUGACCGCGAGUGCCAAUACGGGAACCUUCCUGUGGCGCAACAAAGGUCGGCAGUGCGGCCCCGCUGCCCCAGCCAGGGCCCUCAAGGCUCUCCGCUUCCCGGGUGCCGCAGUGCCAUGGGAUGCUGCCGGGGACCAGCGUGCCCUCGGACGCUGGGCCAACGGGCCGCCCAAGGCUGGAGAGGGCAGAGGCACUGCCCCCAAGGAGUCCAAGGACUUGGUGGUCGAAGCUCUGCGCGAGUACCAGCAGUCCACGGGCAAAGACAUUGCUGAGAUCAUCGAGUACCAGGAGUCUAAGGCCAAGGCGGUGGACCAGCCUCCUGGGCCCGCUGACUUGGGCUCGAAGCCUCUGCACGACUUGUUGGCCAGGCGGUCAAAGAAGGUCAAGCAGGCAGAGCGCAAGCAGCUCGAUGAGCAUGAGAAGUACCUGGUCAAGAUUGAAGCCGCCAUUCGGGAGGCUCAAGCCAAGUCGGUUCCUCCCGAGCCUUCUCCUGAGGCCGAAACAGAGGAUCACUUGGCCACCGUGCUCGCCAUAAAGGCCUUUGCCAAGCUCCUCCAGCGGGCCUCUCGCCAGUACCAGCUGGACUUCACCGAGCAGGUCCAGUGGAUCGGCCAGAAGCUCGAGAAGGUCAAGUCAGAGGCGGAGAAAGCAGCCAGCGCUGCCAGGCCGCCUGAUCCAGCUGCUGCUGGGGGUGCUGUUGACUCUGCUCGCGGUGGCGGUGCCGACCCAGACAUGGGAGAAGUGGCCAGCGACAUGGAAAUCGACAUCGAGGAUCCUGAGGUCGCCAAGCAUUUCGAGGAUGCCGGAGUCACCGACGUCGAAUGGCCCUCAAGUGACCACUGGAUGGGCUGCUGCAUCAGGCUGCCGAGAAACCAAAGCAGGGGUGACCGCGCCACGGUGUCGGCCCCUCUCCUUGGAGGCCAGGCGGGUCGCAUCCCCGCCAGGCCCGAGGAUCGAGCUGUGUAUCGCGACGCCAGCUGCCUGGAGAUCUGGGGGGCGAAUGUCUCGAAAUGGAGCUCAGGACAAGGAUUGUUGGAGUGGGCUCGAAAUGAUCGCAAGACGGCCGAGGGUGGAGCUAAGGAGACGCCGCAGGUGGUCUGCCUGCAGGAGCACAGCCUAAAGUGCAAGAGCCAGGUCGAUUCAGCGCGGCGCUGGAUGCGACAAAGUGGUUAA
Prorocentrum cordatum is the source of this 1209-nucleotide messenger RNA. The record is from the annotation of a GenBank genome assembly. Lineage: Eukaryota; Dinophyceae; Prorocentrales; Prorocentraceae.